This is a messenger RNA of Acanthaster planci (crown-of-thorns starfish), 1182 nucleotides long. Its product is annotated as ATP-binding cassette sub-family C member 9-like. Gene Ontology annotation, biological process: transmembrane transport. Gene Ontology annotation, molecular function: ATP binding; ABC-type transporter activity; ATP hydrolysis activity. The record is from RefSeq and is a predicted model, not a curated record. Gene Ontology annotation, cellular component: membrane. NCBI's taxonomy places the organism in Eukaryota, Metazoa, Echinodermata, Asteroidea, Valvatida, Acanthasteridae.
AUCUGGUGGCCGGCGCACUGCUCGUGGUGGUUGUGAGCUUUAAUGCACGGAUCUGUUUCAGAAUUUAAGUUUUCCUGAUGAGACUACCGCUCAUUAACAUAAAUGGCACUAGGGACCGUAAAAGACGACUUCAGCUGGUUCUGCGGUGUUCUCAAACUACCGACAAAUGUCUCUCUUGAUGAUCCCGACGACGGUAGGAAUAGCGUUGAGGGGCAUGAGGACGACAACGGCCCCUGGCUGUGCGUUGUCAGCGCAGUGGGGACAGCACUACACUCGGUGUUUCUUCUACUUUUUGUCGUUUUGCUUGUCAUCUUUACCUGUCGUUUGAAUGCUCAGUCCAGUCGAACAAGCAACCCACAACGAUGUCCAGGAAACGUGCUUCGGUGGUUAAUCUUAGCAUUUCUCUUAUUUAUCCUUUCCUGUGCGAUCGGAGAGGGUGUCUUGACCGAUUCGACUCGGCCUCAAGUAUUCCCGACCCAGCCGUACCUAUACUUGCCCAGCCUGUGCGCCUUGCUCGCAACUUUCACCGCAGCAGUUUACUACAACUCAAUGGAGAGAUGGCGGAAGUUCCAUAUGUCUCUCCUGUCUAUUUUUUAUUGGAUUACGUGCUUCGCCAUUCAGGCUGCAACAUUGUGGUGUCUGAUUCAGCUCGGUCACGGAAGUGUUGAAGUUUUGCGAUUUGACUUGAGUUUGUGCUUACUUGCUGCCUACGUUGUUUUCAUCAUUCUUGAUCUACUUGUACUGAAAACAUUGGUGCCUUGCAGAAAUCUAUCCUACCGCCCAACACCUACCUCAGACUCCAUUCCAGGUGACCUGUACUACGUCCACGAUGACGUCAGUGUGCUGUCUCAAGUCACCCUUGGAUGGUUGACCAAAUUCCUCCGUCUCGGAAACAAACGGUCUCUGGAACGCAAAGAUCUUGGCUCACUGCCAGAAAGACAUACUUCACAGGAAAACUUCAAACGGUUCAAAGAGGUUUUUCUAAAGGAAAAGGCAAAUGCUCUCAAAAAUAACCAAAAAGUGUCCUUGUUUCGGGUGUUUGGUCACUUUUGUGGCAUUCGACUGCUAGCGGUGGGCCUCUUGAAGGUUGUUUCGGUGUUUGUGAAGUUUGUCACCCCUGCAGCAAUUAGAGUCCUCAUCUUCAGUGGGCUGGCAACCACUAGUGACCACCUGGCAACAUGA